UGCAGCCCUAGUCGAUGUUGAACACACCUACCUUUGGCACAUAGCUUACCUGGGCGGUGCUACUUGGUCUGUAGAUUCUAACAGCUUUCUCACGCCAACUGUCUCCCACCUUAAAAUGUCAAGUAAAACAUUGACCGAUGAGGCCGUGGUAUCAGCGUGCAAGGAAGGGGACCCCAUCACCAAGGACUUCAUGAUGCAGCAAACUAAUCUCAGGGUGAAAGACCCUCUGAAAUCCAUAGACUUUUACACCCGCAUCAUGGGCAUGACUUUGCUUCAGAAAAUAGACUUCACACCCAUGUCGUUUACUCUCUACUCCCUGGGGUACGAGGAAAAGACGGAUAUCCCCGUGAACGUGAAAGAGAGGACGGCAUGGACGUUCUCUCGCAGAGCCACUCUGGAGCUCACACACAACUGGGGCUCUGAGUUGGAUGACAACUUUUUUUUUUUUAAGUAA
This is a messenger RNA of Hypomesus transpacificus, 454 nucleotides long. RefSeq names its product lactoylglutathione lyase-like. The record is from RefSeq and is a predicted model, not a curated record. Bases 116 to 454 code for a protein of 112 amino acids. The transcript has 5 exons. Gene Ontology annotation, molecular function: metal ion binding; lactoylglutathione lyase activity. NCBI's taxonomy places the organism in Eukaryota, Metazoa, Chordata, Actinopteri, Osmeriformes, Osmeridae.